UCGAUAUAUAAAUCCUGAGAAGAAAAUAAGACUUAUUCGGUUCUGUCCAAUCGCCACAUCCGAAUCCCUGGCCUUUUAAAAAUGGCAGAUGAAGCGGGCACCCAGGCCGAUGGCCAACGGCAGUUUAUAUGCGGCGUGAUCGAGGGAUUCUACGGCCGGCCGUGGACCACGGAGCAGCGGAAGGACCUAUUCCGAAAGCUGAAGUCCAUGGGUCUGGGCUCGAGUCCGUCGUACAUGUACGCGCCGAAAGACGACUACAAGCACCGCGCCUACUGGAGAGAGCUGUACACCGUGGAGGAGGCGGAUCACCUGUCCAGUCUAAUCGCGGCUGCCAAGGAAGCGGGGAUCACCUUUUACUACGCCCUAUCGCCCGGACUGGACAUGACCUACAGCAGUCCAAAGGAAAUAGCCACGCUAAAACGAAAGCUGGAUCAGGUUUCGCAGUUUGGCUGUGAAGCAUACGCCUUGUUGUUCGACGACAUUGAGUCAGAGCUCUCGAAGGCGGACAAGGAGGUCUUCCAGACCUUUGCCAACGCCCACGUCUCGGUGACCAAUGAGAUAUACUCGCACCUGGGCAGCCCCAAAUUUCUUUUCUGUCCGACCCAGUACUGCGCCUCGCGGGCUGUGCCCACCGUUCAGGAGUCGGAGUACCUCAACACCCUAGGCUCGAAAUUGAAUAAUGAGAUCGACAUUCUCUGGACUGGAGAUAAGGUUAUCUCGAAGACCAUAUCGCUUGAGUCGAUUCGAGAAAUUACUGAGGUGCUGCGUCGUCCACCGUGUAUCUGGGAUAAUCUGCAUGCCAACGACUACGACCAGAAACGCGUCUUUCUAGGACCUUAUAGUGGUCGCUCGCCGGAGUUGAUCCCGCAUCUUCGGGGUGUUAUGACCAAUCCAAACUGCGAGUUUUACGGAAAUUUUGUUGCCAUUCACUCACUAGCCUUCUGGUCGCGCUGCAAGAUGGACUCCAAGGUGAACAGCUCGCUGAGCGCGGACAUAAAACUGGAGACUGAAAACGAGGAUGACCUUCCGACGGAGUUUCUUUCAAAGAACGUUUACCACCCGCGCGUGGCUCUAAAGAACGCUAUUACGGAAUGGCUGCCGGAAUUCUUUAUGAAAAAGGAGGCCUGGGGACCCAUAACCAAGCCCCAACCGCAAGUUCAAAUGGUCAUGCCUAUCAUUCCCAUUAUACCUUCCAUUAACACCUGCAUGAGUCUCACCACUACCACAACCACUUCGACGAGUUCGAGGACGGUUCCAGAGGUUAACACCACCCAGUUGCAAGCCUUGGCUGACGUUUGCGUUGUGACCUCCUCCCUGACACCCAUCUCAAAUCCAGUGAUGAAUUCGUUGGUGUCGCCUACAAAAGUGAUCACGAACGACGAGAUAAUUAAUCCCAUUCCGACCACAGCUGCCAGCAACAUUGAACUGCCCAAAAAGAUACCCAUCUCCGUUGUUCCCGUGCCCAUUAUGGAAACGAAAAGUGUAGAAGCAUCUGUGGAAGUGGAUCUGGACAAUGCCGCGUUUAACGACAAUGAAAUUGAAACAAAAAAUGAUUCGACAAAGGAGCGGCUUGAAGUAGAGGUGGACUUAGAGGAUAAGCACGAAGCGGUGGCCAGUCUUAUUGUCGACGCAAUGCUGGAUGAUGCCAGUCUGAGUCCAAUGAGUGGCGGAGUCAAUGAGCCCAUGGAGUGUAGCAGCAGCAUAGCCUCUCAGGUCUCUCCAAGGGAGGAAGAGAUAACUAAACUGGUGGCCGACGAUAUUCUUAUGGAAUCUGUGAACGAUGUGCAUAGUAUGCAUGUGGAGAGUGGAACUUCAUCGCCGAUAUCAAAUGCGGAGAUGCGCGAAGAAAACGAAGCUCAGUCCGAUAGGAUCAUCGAAAAUAAUAUAACCGUCGGUGAAAGAAUAACCGUUGACGAUCUGGGUCUGCUCUGCGAUUUGUUUUAUUUACCUUUUGAACACGGUAGCCGUGGCCUAAAGCUGCUGAUUGAGUUCAAUUGGUUAAAGGCCAACGCCAAUGUGAUACUGCAGGACCGUUCUGUUGCUGGCGGAAACGAUGGAAUCAAGGCAACUAAACCGGAGGUCAGCGAGUGGAACCAUCGGUGUGAACAGUUUGACGAACUGUGUGGCGCCGUUGUAAAGCUGCUGAUCAAAAUCGCUAACUGUGAGAAUAAGGAGAUCUGCCAUGAGCUGUAUUCUUAUGUGUGGGAUAUCUCUGGAGCCCUUUCCCUGCUCAACUGCUAUGUCAAGUGGCUGGCUCUUGGUCAUUUCCCACAAAACACGUCUUCCUACACAGAGGGCAGCUAUACUUGGUUUAGCAAAGGAUGGAAGGAGGCUUUCAUGUCUGGUGACCAGGAGCCGUGGGUAUUUAGAGGCGGGCUCAUUGCGGAUUUGCAGCGCCUAAUGCCCGUGGAUUCGGGAAACGACCUUUUUGUGUACAAGCUUCCUGAACAACCCACAGCGAACUAUUAUCUUCUCCGGCCCUACUGCAACUCUGACGAGCAGAACGUCAACGAUGUGUGCACCCGUUUGUAUUUGCAGUGGCAAAAAGAGGUGGACGGAGGCAAUCCCAUACAGUUUCCUCUGCCAGGAAAUGUGGCUAACAUCGUGGCGGAUGGACUGAUAGGUGGACAUCUCACCCUCAGUCCUCAGCUGUGUAUUGUUGCCUACGAUGAGAAUAACAGUAUAAUUGGCUAUUCCUGUGCGGCCUUGGACGUCAACAUAUUCCGGCGUAACCUGGAUCUUUGCUGGUUCACCGAGCUGCGCGAGAAAUACCCCAAGGAUCUUUGUUCACAGGAGGGUGACGAGGAGGUAAUGCAGCUUGUCACUUCAUUUGUGGACAAGAUUCAUGGCAUAAGCGGCAACUUGGCUCUAGAGCAGUGUCCGAUAGAGGUAAGCGGCUCAUUUCCGGCCGUCCUGAUCUCGGGAACUUUGAGAGAGGCAGAGGGGAGGGACUCUGGUAUUACCAAGCGGAUGCUCACCGUGCUCUUGGCUGCCCUGCGAGCGAAUGGUUGUUUUGGAGCUCACGUGUGUGUCCCCGAGCAAGACGUUGGCCAGGUGAAUUUUUACUCAAGAAUUGGUUUUGUGGAUGUCUAUCGUGAGGAAGCAAGCAAAUGCAUUUAUAUGGGUCGUCGUUUCUAGCGUUUCUGGAUGCCAGCUCCACUGCCUCCACUUUUAAUGUUCCUUUAUCUUUGGUAUUCCGGCUAGCAGCGCUAGCCUCUCUCGUCUCGACCUCGUCCUUUUUUGUAUUCCCUUAAGGUAAAAGUUUGUAUUACUGACCAGCCCUUUUAGCAUUUAUCUCAUCGUUUUCUUAACGUGGAAAACAAUAAAAAUACCAAUUUAAUAA
This is a messenger RNA of Drosophila eugracilis, 3343 nucleotides long. It is a transcript of the gene Oga, whose product is annotated as protein O-GlcNAcase. Gene Ontology annotation, biological process: glycoprotein metabolic process. The transcript has 7 exons. The record is from RefSeq and is a predicted model, not a curated record. Bases 82 to 3138 code for a protein of 1018 amino acids. Gene Ontology annotation, molecular function: beta-N-acetylglucosaminidase activity. Lineage: Eukaryota; Metazoa; Arthropoda; Insecta; Diptera; Drosophilidae.